This is a messenger RNA of Electrophorus electricus (electric eel), 2017 nucleotides long. It is a transcript of the gene ccng2, whose product is annotated as cyclin G2. The record is from RefSeq and is a predicted model, not a curated record. Lineage: Eukaryota; Metazoa; Chordata; Actinopteri; Gymnotiformes; Gymnotidae.
AGCAAAGCGAGCAUCCACAUGACCGGCGAGAAACCGCAGCAGGUCGUAUUUGGACAGAAAGACUUGUGUACGUUGAAUACGUGCAAGCGCUCAACAGGGUGACGUAAUAUAGUGGGCGUGGAAAACAGACAUCAACAAAAGGAAAAGGAUUCAGAUUGCAGACAACAGAAGGAGGUCGGGUACGGAAAACAUGUAUAUCUGACAUUUCAGGAUUUCGAUCGCUGAAAAAAAAAAAAACAAGUUUAAAUCUCGACAUGGAGGCCUUCAAACUCAUGAAGGAGCUGAAGGCAAACUGCGAACAGGAAAUGUUUUAUCUUCCGAAGGAGUCAGGACUUAAUUUAAUCGAGUCUACUACCGAGCAGGGGAAGGGAAUCUCGGCGAAAUGUCGCGAUGCCAAAGUGGAGGACCUCUGGAGCUUGACCAGUUUCUUUGGUUACAGCACGGAGACCUUCGUCCUGGCUGUGAAUCUGCUGGACAGGUUCCUAGCCAUCAUUAAGGCACAACCCAAACAUCUGGCAUGCAUUGCCAUUAGCUGUCUGCACAUCGCCACCACCGUGGUGGAAGAGGAGUGCAAUGUGGCUUCCUCCAACGAGCUGCUCCGCAUCAGCCAGUGCAAGUUCACCGUGUCCGACCUCAGCAGGAUGGAGAAGAUCGUCUCGGAGAAGCUCAACUUCCAGUUCAAAGCCAUCACUGCCUUAACCUUCCUGCGCUUGUACCGGGCAAUCGCACUGUCGCAUACCUCACACAGGAAAGAAGUCCUGAACCCAGACAAGCUGGAAGCCCAACUCAAAGCCUGCCUUUGCCGAAUAGCAUUUUCCAAAGCAAAACCAUCGGUGCUCGCGCUGUCCCUCCUCACGCAGGAGAUAGAGUCUUCACAGUCCGCCGAUCUACUAGAAAUCGCCCAACGCAUUCAGACGCACUUGCGGGUCCCCAAGCCGGAGCUGCAGAGGUGGCGGGGCCUGGUGGCCCAGUGCCUGGAUCGGUACUCCUCCCCUGAGUGCUCCAAGCCCGACCACAGGAAGCUGGUGUGGGUUGUGUCGCGGCGCACGGCCCAGAACCUCCACAGCAGCUACUGCAGCGUCCCCGAGCUGCCCACCAUCCCGGAGGCUGGCUGGGACGAGAACGAGGGUGAUGACUGGAGCGAGGAGCUGAGCUCCGGCGAGGAGUCUCUCAGCAGUUCACUGGGUAGCGACGCAGAGGGGCCAUAUUUCCCUGCCCACUUCCACAGGCUCGGCCGCAAGCAUCAGGCCGCCUGAACCGCCCGGAGAGCAGCGCGGCUGCCCGAUCAGAGGCCGACUGUUCUGCUACAGGAAGGGACCUCUGAGAGGCAGGUGCCACGGCCACCUGCCUCUCAAUGUGCGGCUAUAGCCGCCGUCGCGUCAACGGCGACCGCACAGAGGAGCGCCACUGUGCCUGGAUUCAGCCCAGCAAGCUACUUGGAACCUAGCGUGGCCCGGCGCGAGUUUAAGCGGACAUACUCCAGGGCCUGUCCGACUACUGUAUCCCUCAUUUAUCCUCAUUUCCUUUUUGUCUUGAAGUCUAUGCUAAAGUGGAAACACACAGAAUUGCACAACCGAGGCAGCUAAAAUUUACAGUACGAGAUGUUUAGGUGCGGUGGGGGUGUGCUUUUAUAGCUGUAGUAUUUUAAGUAAUUGGUGCAUGUUCAGAUUUGUCACAUUCCAGGUGAUGUAACAGAACACAUCCAAGGUCCAUUAGACUGUUAAAUAUCACUUAGGACUGUUGAAUUCUGGGAAAUUACUCAGAACAUAUACUUUGCACAGUUUUUUUUUUUUUUUUUUUAAACCUGUUGUGGAUAUGUAGCAGAGUCUAUAUGCCACCCAAAAAAAGGUAUUAUCUUUCUGAAUGUGUGUUCAUCUUAAAAAGAGGAGCCAGAUUGUGUGUUGUAGCCUGUAUGUGUAUGUAGGAGUGUGAUAACCUCUUACACUUGCCAACUUAAGUUAAGGUAUAAUUAGCCCAAAGGUGUGUAUGUAUGACAAAGGAAAAAAAAAAAAGGCCA